Messenger RNA from Klebsormidium nitens, 1745 nucleotides. The record is from the annotation of a GenBank genome assembly. Lineage: Eukaryota; Viridiplantae; Streptophyta; Klebsormidiophyceae; Klebsormidiales; Klebsormidiaceae.
ACAUUGCUCUAUUCCCAUGAGGCUGUAGUGCGAUCUAGGUAGGUACCUAUCUCGGUUGUAUAGGGGGCGUGUCUGCAUGAGGGGGCGCCUAAAUCGAGCUACCGCUUCCGUUCGAAGAAUGUCCCAUCUGGGUAUUUAAUCGUAUAGAAAACUGUAGGCUCGUGGCUUCAUCUACCUUCUGUAGCACUCUUUGUAUCCUUUGAAGCUGAGGUUUCCUUCAACACGUUGAAACAUGAGGCACCUUGAGAAGCUGGGACGUCUCGCAUUGCGUCAUGCCCCUCGAGACGGCGUUCACGGACCGCAGGCAUGUGCUACGCUGCGUGUUGAGUCUUGGGACCAGGCAACAGAGAUCAGUGCGGAAGAACUGACGAGUAAUCAGUUUGGGCUGCACGAUUGCCCUGAUGAAUGUGGAAAUGCAGGAUAUCCAGCGGGUACCUUGCAUGAUGAAUGCUCUACCUCGAGCAGAUGCCAAGGUGCUGUUCAAGCCACUCGCCGAGACGGAGCAACUAAUCACCACCAUUCAUCGCCAUCGGUAAACAGCUGCCUUGUAGGUUCGUUGCACCUCCGCCGGCCUCUCCGAAGCCCUUCUAUUCCAGAUGGCCAUUUGUGGCAACAGACCCCUGCUCGAGGCUUUGCUGCGUCAGCGCUUCCAACAGAGACUAUGGAAACGGUUUUUCGAGAGCGGUAUGUUCCUCCGGGCGGUUUCCUAGCGCUCAAUAACCUCCGCGACAAUCCGGGGGCAAAGAAAGAGAAAAAGCGGUUAGGGCGAGGGACGGGGUCAGGCCUGGGGAAAACAAGCGGACGGGGUCACAAAGGCCAGAAGGCACGAGCAGGUAGGAAACCACGUGCCGGUUUCGAGGGCGGUCAGACCCCCUUGCGGCUGAGCAUUCCAAAGAGAGGGUUCCACAAUCCGUUUUCCUUGGAUUUCCAAGUGCUAAAUUUAAACCGGUUGACCGACUACAUUGAAAAGGGCAAGAUCGACCCCAACAACCUCAUCACCAUGAAGACUCUGAAAGAUGCGGGUGCGAUCGGAAAGGCGAUGCGGGACGGCGUAAAAUUAUUGGGGCGGGGCAGCGACGAGUUCAAGCACCCCAUCAAGAUCGAGGUGACUCGAGUGUCGGAACAAGCACGGAAGACGAUCGAAGCUGCCGGGGGCACAGUUACGACGGUUUAUUACAACAAGCUGGGCCUGCGGGCUCUGUACAAGCCGGAAUGGUUCAUCAAGAAGGGCCGAAUGAUACCAAGGCCAGCACGACCACCUCCAAAGAUGAGAGGCAAGACUGACACGAUUGGCCGCCUUCCUGCACCUACCACGCCUUUGGAGCUGGAAGGUGAAGGAUCAGUUCCUUGAGUUUUGAACGGAAGAUACGGAUUAUACUAGGAAGCUUGUGUCGAAGCGGGCUUUCGGUUUCAGCCGCAAAAAGUAGCAAAGAGGAAGUGGUGUCCGCAGUGCUUCAGGGUCCAAAUCAGGGGGCUAAAACGGGAGUGUACCGGUUUGACUUGUCUGCGCAAAUGAGGCUCUUACAUUGAAUAAGUGCUGCCAUUCCUUCCGAUACGAAAAGCAACUUGGACAGAUCAAACUCAUUUGUUUAACUGGAAGGUCACCUCCAGACUCUGUGUCCCUUAAGGCCCGUUUGAAGGCUUGUGUAUGGGGGUUGACGUUUGCAAUUGGCCCCAGAUUCCACCAGCCAGAUUGAGAUCCUACUAUGAGCCGCCCCUGCUAAGGUCUGCAAGGUGUUCAACCA